UCAAAAUCAACUCGAAAUAAUUAUUAUUUGUUUAAUGAUAAUUAUGAAUUAAAUAUCGUCGAAUAAAAGUAAAUAUGAGUGUUAAUAAAACCCAGGGGCCGUUGUACGACCCUGGCCUGUGCAGAUGUUGUGGAAAUAUAAAAAAAUGUCGUAUUUUAAACGUCGAAUAUACUCAUCAGGGUCAAAAGGAGACAUAUUCAGAUUUGUUUGUUGAUUGUUUUGGUUUAUUGCUGUCCCAACUGGACGGGGAGCCAACAGAAAGGCUGAUAUGUGCUACUUGUGUCACAAGAUUGCGAGAGGCCAACUGUUUUAGACUGCAAGUGCUGCAGUGUGAGGAGAGACUGCUGACAACGAAAAUCAAUGGGUUUGAUAAUGAUGAUCAAGAAAAAGAUAUAAAAUGCGACACGGUUAUCAAGGAAGAAGUGAAUAUAUUGAUUGAGCCCGAAUAUGACGCGGAGCCGAUGGACGAUCACCAUACGGAUGAAGAGAAACCAUUAAUAACGAGAAAGAAGAGAAAACUAAAGAAACUACGCAAGCGCAAGAGAGAGCCGGCAGAUGUGACGGAGGAGAUGCUCGCCGAGAUGCAGCGCAUGAGCGAGAAGCUAGAAGAGAUGCAGUACGUUGAACCGCCUCCACAGAAACCGGAGAAAAAAUCCAGUGAAGACAUAAAGGCAUUCGCGAACGUUAUAACAAUCGUCGAAAAUUCAUAUGUCUGCCCCUUCGACACGUCGUUCAGCGACUACUUCUGUAUAUACUGUAGGCGUGUGUUCACGGACCCUAAGAAAUUGAGGGAACACACGCUUACACACGACCCGAACACGUUCAAAGACGUGCUGUCAAACUAUACGAACAAUAAAAAGAUUCAAAUUGACAUUGACAGGAUAGACUGCCGUCUAUGCCCGGAAGUGAUAACUGACAUUGACGUUUUCAAACGUCACGUGACGUCACACGGGAAGGAGGUGCACGAGGCGCCGAACGAGUUUCUAAAAUUCAAACUCACUUCCGGCACGCUGCACUGCCUCGAGUGCGGCAACGCGUUCAGCUUCUUUCACGCGCUGAAAAAGCACAUGGCGGAGCAUUUCGGCACGUGCAUUUGCGACGUUUGCGGCGCGCACUAUUUCGAGGAGCGGAUGCUGGUACUGCAUCAGAAAACCCACAAGCCGAUAGACGAAGUGUUCAACUGCAAGGAGUGCGGGAAGAAUUUCAAAUCGAAGUACACUAGGUACAUACAUAUCGCGCGCAAUCACAAAAAGGAGGCAGCGUAUCAGUGUAGCAAGUGCGACGAGGUGUUUUUCUCAUACACCCUCCGGUAUCGGCACAUGAUCGAAUACCACGGGGAAGAGAGGCUGUUCAAAUGCGACCAGUGCGACAGAACGUAUGACAGUCGCAAGUCGCUCAGAGAGCAUAACAGACGGUUCCACUUGAAGAUCCUCAAACACGAGUGUCACUUGUGCGACAAACGCUUCUAUUUGCCGUCGAGGUUGAAAGAGCAUCUGGCCAGCCACACGGGCGAGCGGAAUUUCCGUUGCGAGUUCUGCGGGAAGAGUUAUCCGCGGUUGCGCGGCCUGAAAGUGCAUAUGCAGUCGCAUAAUAGUGAAAAGAAGUUCAAAUGUGCGAUGUGCAACGCUUCGUUCACGCAAAAUGUCAAUUUGAAAAAUCAUGUUAAGCGGCAACACCAAGGUUUAGAUGUCAGUGAGGGUUACCAAGAUUGUGCGUAUAUCUAUAAUAUGAGUGUGAAAAAGGGCAAAGGUCCUGUGUUUGAUCCUGGAAUGUGUCGGUGUUGUGGUACGUUGAAGAAAUGUAGGGUUCUUAACGUUGAAUACGAAAGUUUGGGCAAAAAGGAAGUAUAUUCGGAUAUGAUAAUGGAUUGUUUCGGUUUAUUGCUAUCGCACUUAGACGAUGUACCCUCGGACCGGCUGGUGUGCGCCGCCUGCGUGCACAGGAUACGCGAUGCAUACGCAUUUCGACAGCAAAUCCUACGCUGCGAAGAGGCGUUCCUACAAGCGAAGAUUUAUGAUGAAGAUGACCAACCGCUGAAGCCACCAGAGAAAUUGGAAAUUAAACUGGAACCGAUGGCGGAAGACGAGUCGCGACCGGCCACGCCGCUGGUGGAUGCCCUUGAUGAUCCGCCUUGCGACAUAAAAACCGAAAACCCACUCAGUGAGAAACCGCAAGAGCGAGACAAAGUGACAAAUGAUGUUCCAGCGGAGAAGCCACUCGCUCGAGUGCCCGCGAAGGGCUGCGAUGAGUUUGUGAGGUGGAAAGCGGCGACACCGGUGCAGAAACCUAACAUAUCAAUGUCGACGCUCCAGCAGCGGAUGCGCGAGCGCGACCCGAGCUACAUGAAGGACACGAACAUAUCGACGCUCGUCGAGUUCUCGUACGUGUGCCCGUUCAAGUGUCGGCACAACAACCUGCUCUGCUACUACUGCGGCGAGUGCUUCGCGGACCCGCAGCUGAUGCGCGACCACACCCACGGCCGGCACAGCCCGCGCAAGUUCCGCGUGGUCGAGAACAAGAGCAUGAUCAAGGUGGACCUGACGCGCAUCGACUGCCGGCUCUGCGCCGCGCGCAUCACCAGCCUCGACGAGUUCGUGCGCCACAUCACCGGCGUGCACCGGAAGCGCUACUACACCGGCGUCAGGCAGUGGGUGCUGCCGUUCCGGCUGCUGAAGGACGAGGUGAAGUGCGCGCUGUGCGAUCAGCCGUUCCCGUACUUCCACGCGCUGAACAAGCACAUGAACGUGCACUUCAGCAACUACGUGUGCGAGACGUGCGGGCUGGGCUUCGUGGACCGCGGGCGGUUCAUCAUGCACCAGCAGCGGCACGACGAGGGCAGGGAGCACCCGUGCGAGAUAUGCGGCAAGGUGUUCCGCGCGGCGUACAACAAGGACCUGCACGUGGACCGGGUGCACAACAAACGCGGCAGGGUGUACUGCCCCAAGUGCGACGUGAGACUGAUGACGUACCCCCAGAAGCUGAAGCACCUGGUGGAGGUGCACGGGGAGCAGCCGCUGUCGUUCCCGUGCAGCGUGUGCGAUAAAGUGUUCGAGACCAGGCGCAUGCUGACCAUACACAGGCGGAAGGACCAUCUGAAGGACUACAGAUACGAAUGCCAAUGCUGCGGGCAGAAGUUCUUCACGCGUUUCGCCCUGAACAACCACAUGCCGACGCACACCGGCGAGCGGAACUUCAAGUGCAAGGUGUGCGAGAAGUCGUACCCGCGCCUCAAGACGCUGAAGGACCACCUGCGGAUCCACACCAACGACCGCCGCUACAGGUGCCACGUGUGCGGCCAGGCCUUCAUACAGAACUGCAGCCUGAAGGGCCACAUGAAGAGCCAGCACCCGGAGUACAGCUAGAGAUGGGGGGGGGGAUCGUGAAAGUGGUUCUUGAAUU
Molecule: messenger RNA, 3399 nt
Organism: Zerene cesonia (dogface butterfly)
Lineage: Eukaryota; Metazoa; Arthropoda; Insecta; Lepidoptera; Pieridae
Product: zinc finger protein 43-like
Exons: 11
Coding region: 75-3362 (1095 amino acids)
Biological process (GO): regulation of transcription by RNA polymerase II
Cellular component (GO): nucleus
Molecular function (GO): DNA-binding transcription factor activity, RNA polymerase II-specific; RNA polymerase II transcription regulatory region sequence-specific DNA binding; zinc ion binding
Source: RefSeq, a predicted model, not a curated record